This is a messenger RNA of Motacilla alba alba, 4740 nucleotides long. Its product is annotated as zinc finger and SCAN domain-containing protein 2-like. Bases 952 to 2109 code for a protein of 385 amino acids. Gene Ontology annotation, molecular function: RNA polymerase II cis-regulatory region sequence-specific DNA binding; DNA-binding transcription factor activity, RNA polymerase II-specific. The transcript has 4 exons. Lineage: Eukaryota; Metazoa; Chordata; Aves; Passeriformes; Motacillidae. Gene Ontology annotation, biological process: regulation of transcription by RNA polymerase II. The record is from RefSeq and is a predicted model, not a curated record.
CACACCCCUGAUCACAUCUUCCAUUGCAACCUAAAACACCACGAUAUUUAAUAACCCUUCCUCAUUUGCAUGCGCCAAUCACUACACCUUAUUCCUAACACUGCGCAAUCAGAUUGCCACAGAGAGGGUGUGGCGUCUCCCUCACUGGGGGUGUUCCGGAACCAUCCGGAUGCGAUGGAUGGUUCUGGACGGAUGGAAGUGCUGUGGGAUGACACCACUUGAGCAGAGGGGUAGGACGACGACCAUUCCGUGACUCACCUUACCAAGCUGCAGCCCCUGCCAGCUCAUCCCAUUGCUGCCCAGCGGGGCCACGGAGCCCUGCGGACGCUCCGUGCGGGGAAACUCAGCCAGCGAACGUGGCUGGAGCGCGGGCGGUAGAGGAAGAGCUCCCGCCACAUUUCCAGGGGCUGGCGAUACCGAAGGACGAACCUGAGGAGCGCCCGGUGCUCCCGCGGGCUAAGGAGAGCGGCACUGAUUCCCCGGCCGGGUCUCGGCCCCGGGCAGGAGCGCUGGGCUGUGCCGGGAAGAGCGGAGGCGCUGGGGAGCAGGGGGCCGGGGCGAGGCGAAGGCCCGGCAGAGCACGCCCGGGGCUUGGGAGAGGGCGGAGCGGCCCCACGGCGUUGGCGGGACAAGUGCCCCCGGGCCGGGAUUUAAAGCGUCUCAGGAAACAAGAGGUGGGGUGGAUGAGAGGGUUUUGUAGUCCGGCCGGUGCUUCCCAAGGAGACUGAGCUUGGGGAAAGGCGCUUCUUAUCACGCUGGUUUCUGGAUUAUGCUCACAGCUCACCCACCUUUGUGCAGGGCUGCCCUCUCUGUCCCGCGGGGCUCAGUGGCUUGGGCAUGUUUCCGGCUCCUAGGCCGGGCACUGCCAAAGUAUGCUGUACCAGCGUCUACCCCUCCCCUUCUGCUCCCAUCUUCUGGGAAAGGUUCCAUGCUCCUUUUUCUCUCUUCUAGAUGGAGCCAGCAAUGGAGUCCAUAUUCUCCAUUUUCCAGAGCCCUGGGAGGAGUGAUGCUGCAGAAUAUCCAGGGGACUGCGUUUUGGGGGACAAUGAGGAGGAGAACGGCUUCCCUGAAGACCUUAAGCACGAGGAGCUGCCUCAGGUACAUGAAGCCCUGAGCCUAGACAGGAAGGCAGCCUGUGAUGUUUCCCCUCAUGAACAAAGAGACUCCAGGAAGCUCAUCCUUGGCACUGAUGGCCAGACACUGCACUGUAAAGAGAAACCAUUCAGGUGUCCAGAAUGUGGGAAGGGUUUCAAGGGGCACUGCAGGCUCCUGACCCACCUGCAGAUCCACACAAGAGAAAAGGUGUUUGUGUGUGCAGAAUGUGGGAAGAGCUUCAGCAGGAAGGCCAACCUGGUGGUUCACCAGAGAGUCCAUACAGGGGAGAGGCCUUACAAGUGCAAGGAAUGUGAGAAAACCUUCAGCCGUGCCUCGAGCCUCCUUGCUCACCACAAAACCCAUCUGAGAAAGAAAAUCUUUUCCUGCACCAUGUGCAGAAAAGACUUCAGUGGGAACACGGCUCUGCUGCAGCAUCUGAGAGUCCAUACAGAUGAGAAGCCCUGUAGGCGUUCAGAGCAUGGAAAUAGCUUCAGUGUGAGCUCAAACUUCAUCAGACACCAAUAUCUCAGAGAGAGACCCAGUGAACACACAGCAGAUGCAAAUCAACCUGAAUUUACAUCUUUGCAUCAGAAAGAAGAGCAAAGGUGUGGUGCAGAGGAAAGUGAGAUGGAUCACUGGAAUCUUGUUUCUGAAGAGUUGAAGAAAAUGAGGGAAAACAUGGAUAUGCUUCUCCUGAAUCAGCGAAGUCAGCUGCAGGUGCUUCAGGAAAUUCAGAAGCAACUGAACAUACUGCUCCCAGGCAAUGCUCUCCUGAAUUCCAAUGUUUAUAGCUUAGGACUCCUCCUAGGACAGCAGGUGGCUGCUGCAGCAUCCAUUUCUUGCCCCCUUCUUAAUCCCAGCAGUCUCCUCUCCUGUGAAGGUGCCAGUGCCUUAUCCCUUUCAUCUGCCUCUGGAGCUCUGCCUGCACCUCAGCUCCCAAUCUCUCAGGAUCCUGUGGCUUCUGCAGCUUGCUCAGCAUUGUGCUGUGAACGUGUCCAGUGUAAACAUCUGUGACUCUUCGCCACCAUUCUGUCACUCGGGGCAGGUAUCCUGUGGGCUGUGGUGUUGCAGUUGUUGUGCCUGUGAAGGUACUGACUGUACACUCAGAUGUAUCAACAAGCAGCAGUUGAUCAAAUCCCUGCCCUGGAGCCUGCAGGGAUUUUGGCCAGGAAUGACCUUUAUUGAGGCCACUCAAGAGAUUGUUAUCACUGGGAUGCACUGAUGUGCAACAUUCAUAUACAAGAUAAUUCAUCAAACUUGAGUGUAUUUUUUACCUGGUAUAUCUUUCAGCAUGUACUUGGGCAGUUGUACCUCUCCUAAUGAGUUGAAACUAAUGAUAAAGUCCUCAGGGAUGAUUUAAGUAUCGCCUGUUAUGUCCGAUUUAUAUAGAGGGAAUCAAGAUGCUUAUGUAAAGAUGUUCAGUUUAACAGCACCCCUGUUCCCAGCAUGUGUUUGCAAAAGCUUCCUUCCUUUAGGAAGUCUUUAAAUUAUGUGUCCUUGACUUAGCUGAUUCUCAGGCCAGCGCUACUACUCAAAAUAGAAAAAAGUGCUUUUUGUGUAAAACAAACAACCCCCACCACCACCCCAAAAAAAACCCUAACUGAAAACACAAACCAAAAAGCCCUGAACAAAAUAUUACGUUUCAGGUCUGCCUUGCUUAUCAGGAGUUCGUGAGGAAAAGCCAAAUUGGUUUCUAGGGCACUUGUUCUUUUGUUCAAAGGUGAACUCAGUUGAGCCUGGGUUUACUUGGUAAUAACCUAUUUAGAUUAUUAUGUGGUUUUGGCUGUUACAUAUUAAUUAGGGAUAGGAGUGGGGUAAAUAACACUGAGAGGCUCAGGUACAUCAUAUUGUGAAAACAGCAGAGAAAACUUUUUUUUUCCCUUUUAUUUUCUUUUUUUUCCCCUGUAGGACUCUGACAUUGGGUCUGCCAGGGUUGGAAAGUACAGAGUUUUAAGACAUGUUGGUCUAGUCUACCUUGUUCCAUCAGUGACAGACUUGGGGCAGUCUCAGAAUCUUUAAGCUUCAAAAGUGUAAAAAAAAAAGCUCCUUUACCCUUGAACUGGGAUAAAAAACUUUGGGCUUGUACCUUUGCCAGAAAGUCUUAUCUCUUGAACUGAUGCUGUGUUUGUGCAUGGUUGGUUUUGUGGUUUGUAGUUGUGGUUUUUUUAUGUUACCUUGUUAAAAGGAUGCACUCCUAGUAAUUAAUAAAAUGAGGUUUAGAUUUUAGGGAUGGGAAACACUGGUUCUCUUAACAAGUCGUCUUCUUGUUGACAGAAUGUCACUUUCUGUCCCAAAGCUAAAACUGUGGGGCCAGGUAUGUCACUUCUGCUGUGUGACUAUAGACUGUGAAAAUCACACACUGGUUUCUACUGUGUGGGAUUUUGGAUUAGUCUUAAUUCAUCAGGAUAUUAAUUUAAGCCAAAUGAAGAGGCCUUAAAGGACAAAGGACAUCUCUUCAAUGUGAUCUUGUGCUGGUAUCUUUAAGCUGUAAUUUCUAUCAGUUGAGCAUUUCAGAAUCCUGGAAACUCAGGGGUACUGUUGAGAACUUUUUUUGAUGUUUAAUGUCAUUCUGCAUAAAGCAGAAUUCCCUCAUGAAAUCAAUGGUUGAAGUUUGUAUUUCAGUUGGGUUUAUGGUGUUCAUUAUUAAAAUGUUCCACUCCUGUUAGAAAUGAAUCUUUGGUGAGUUUUUGUCCUUCCUAAAAUAUUACAUAGAGGGGGCCCCUAGGAGUCCAAGGCCAGCCAGAAGUGUUGUCCUGGUAGCUUUUGUCUGGGUUUUCCCUUUCUCUGCUGAUCAUAAAUCUGGAGUUGUCCUGGCUCCACUUUCUUCUCUUUGAAUAAUAAUAACAAUGGAAUGGUACAAGUAUAAGAAACAAUGAUCUGAAAAUACAGGAAAUUGAGGGCAAUUUUUUGAGAAGCAGCUGGAAUUCCAGAUCUCUAAAACUGGCACUAAUUUGCCCAAUUUUGCAUUUAACCUGUCAGUCUUCUGAAGUAUUUUCUUCUCAUCAGAUAAAAAUAAAAUAAUGCAUCUUGUUACUAAGCUGACAACAGGUGAGAAUUUUGAAAAAGUUUGCUGAUUAAAGUGCAUCUGCAGAAAUUAUGCACUCAGGUAGGUAAUUGAAGUGUUUCUGUUGUGAGUGGAAGUUUCUGAAGAUGUUAGCUGUGUGGAGGUCAACAGCUAGAAUAAUUUAAAAAACAACUAACAUAUAACCCCAUAUUACACCUUAAUCACACAAUUUAUUAUGGCAGGAUAACUCUGGAAAAAGAGACGGCCAAUGUGAAAUAUUCAUCCUGGAUGACAUUUAGGAGGUCCUAACGUGGAUCCAUAAAUUUAAAGAUUGAUGCGGCUGGUGGCCCAGCAGUCCUUAAAGGUUUUUAGUCUUGUUAAUCUAGAUUGGAUCCUGAUUUCUUAAUGUAAGACAAGGAUAAUUAUUUCAGCUAAGUUACAUUGUGGUUUUUGUAAUGUGGUUGCAUAUAAGACAUUAAUUAUAUUCUAAAAGUUACAAAGGUCUUAAGUUCAACAUUUUUAGGGCUGAAAAUGAUCAUUCGUUAGUGGUGGUGGGGAAGACACCUCCACUCUGCAUCAGUUUUGGGAUUUUCUGGUACUCAGGGGGAAAAAAGGCAAGUUUUGCCUGAAUCCACAGCUGU